Messenger RNA from Oncorhynchus nerka (sockeye salmon), 4058 nucleotides. Its product is annotated as transforming growth factor beta-2 proprotein-like. Gene Ontology annotation, cellular component: extracellular region. Bases 3339 to 3668 code for a protein of 109 amino acids. NCBI's taxonomy places the organism in Eukaryota, Metazoa, Chordata, Actinopteri, Salmoniformes, Salmonidae. The transcript is spliced from 5 exons. The record is from RefSeq and is a predicted model, not a curated record. Gene Ontology annotation, molecular function: growth factor activity; cytokine activity. Gene Ontology annotation, biological process: regulation of cell population proliferation; transforming growth factor beta receptor signaling pathway.
UAUUCACUGUUGUAGCAUCGACAUUUGCGAUCCACAUGUAAACGCAUUGUUUUUAGUUUGCACAGUAGAGAAUCAUAGAUAUUGUAGAUAAAUACAUAUAUAUAUUGACAAAAUUAGUUUUCUCACUUUCCCCCUCAGGAAGCAGAUUCGUCAAAAGUGUUUCACAGGGAUGCUGGCUCAUGUUGACUCCCAAUGGUUGUCAAAUUGGCUGGAUGUUUUAAUUGUCUCAAGACUUUAAAAUCACUUUAACCUGUCUCCUCCCCUUCAUCUACACCGAUUUAAAGUGGAUUUAAUAAGUGUCAUCAAUAAGGGAUGAUAGCUUUCAUCUGGUCAGUUUAUCAUGGAAAGAGCUAGUGCUCUUUUAGGCUUUUUUAAAAAAUCAAUUUUUUUGCGGAUCCCAGGCAAUGGGGGUGAGAGUGAGGUGGAAUUCAAUCCCAUUUUCGUGAGUCGAAUGAUCCCCAAAUUGGAUUGGAGCACACUGUUUCAGGCGGCUGAUGGGGUGAGUGUCUCCGUAUGACUACGACUAUCUGGAAUGCCAGAGUUUCUAUUGGACAGAUUCAGGUAGCUCCAUAGAGAGACAGAGGACUCAUCUUUGUAUCUGUGCCAUUUUAUAGCUCAUGUAUCAAAUCAAAUGUUAUUUGUUACAUGCGCCGAAUACAACAGGCGUAGUAGACCUUACAGUGAAAUGCUUACUUACAAGCUUGUAACCAACAAUGCAGUUGUAAGAAAUAAGAAUAACAAAUAAUUCAAGAGCAGCAGUAAAUAACAAUAGCAUGGCUAUAUACAGGGGGUACCGGUGUCAAGGUAACAUGUACAGUUGAAGUCAGAUGUUUACAUACACUUAGGUUGAAGUCAUUAAAACACGUUUUUCAACCACUCCACAAAUUUCUUGUUGACAAACUAUAGUUUUGGCAAGUCGGUUAGGACAUCUACUUCAUGCAUGACAAGUAAUUUUUCUAACAAUUCUUUACAGACAUUAUUUCCCUUAUAAUUCACUACAUCACAAUUACAGUGGGUCAGAAGUUUACAUACACUAAGUUGACUGCCUUUAAACUGCUUGGGAAAUUCCAGAAAAUCAUGUCAUGGCUAUAGAUGCUUCUGAUAGGCGAAUUUACAUAAUUUGAGUCAAUUGGAGGUGUACCUGUGGAUGUAUUUCAAGGCCUACCUUCAAACUCAGUGCCUCUUUGCUUGACAUCAUGGGAAAAUCAAAAGAAAUUAACGAUUGUAGGCAUCCACAGGUCUGGUUCAUCAUUGGAAGCAAUUUCCAAACGCCUGAAUGUACAACAUUCAUCUGUACAAACAAUUGUACGCAAGUAUAAACACCAUGGGACCAAGCAGCCGUCAUACCGUUCAGGAAGGACACGCGUUCUGUCUCCUAGAGAUGAACGUACUUUGGUGGGAAAAGUGCAAAUAAAUCCCAGAACAACAGCAAAGGACCUUGUGGAGAUGCUGGAGGAAACAGGUACAAAAGUAUCUACAUCCACAGUAAAACAAGUCCUAUAUCGACAUAACCUGAAAGGCCGCUCAGCAAGGAAGAAAGUUAAAGCUUGGUCGCAAAUGGGUCUUCCAAAUGGACAAAGACCCUAAGCAUACUUCCAAAGUUGUGGCAAAAUGGCUUAAUGACAACAGUCAAGCUAUUGGAGUGGCCAUCACAAAGCCCUGACCUCAAUCCCAUAGAAAAUUUGUGGUCAGAAAAAGCAUGUGUGAGCAAGGAGGUCUUACACACCAGUUCUGUCAGGAGGAAGGGGCCAAAAUUCACUCAAAUUAUUGUGGGAAGCUUGUGGAAGGCUACCUGAAACAUUUGACCCAAGUUAAACAACUUAAAGUCAAUGCUGCCAAAUACUAAUUGAGUGUAUGUAAACUUCUGACCCACUGGGAAUGUGAUGAAAGAAAUAAAAGAUGAAAUAAAUAAUUGUCUCUACUAUUAUUCUGACAUUUCACAUUCUUAAAAUAAGGUGGUGAUACUAACUGACCUAAGACAGGGAUUCUUUACUAGGAUUAAAUGUCAGGAAUUGUGAAAAACUGAGUUUAAAUGUAUUUGGCUAAGGUGUAUGUAAACUUCCGACUUCAACUGUACAUGUAGGCAGAGUUAUGCAUAGAUAAUAACAGAGAGUGGCAGCAGUGUAGAGGGGGGGUCAAUGCAAAUAGUCUGGGGUGGCCAUUUGAUUAACUGUUCAGGCCUGGGGGUAGAUGCUGUUUAGAAGCCUCUUGGACCUAGACUUGGCGCUCCGGUACCGCUUGCCGUGCGGUAGCAGAGAGAACGGUCUAUCACUAGGGUGGCUGGAGUCUUUGACAAUUUUUAGGGCCUUCCUCUGACCGGUGAUGUACUGGGCCGUACACACUACCCUCUGUUCUGCCUUGCAGUCAGAGGCCGAGCUGUUGCCAUACCAGGCAGUGAUGCAACCCGUCAGGAUGCUCCCGAUGCUGCAGCUGUAAAACCUUUUGAGGAUCCAUGCCAAAUCUUUUCAGUCUCCUGAGGGGGAAUAGGUUUUGUCGUGCCCUCUUCAUGACUGUCUUGAUGUGCUUGGACCAUGUUAGUUUGUUGGUGAUGUGGAUGCCAAGGAACUUGACACUCAAACUGCUCCACUACAGCCCCGUCGAUGAGAAUGUGGGCUUGCUCGGUGCUCCUUUUCCUGUAGUCCACAAGGGGGCAAUGUUCUGGUCUAGAAGCACAGUUUACUGCUCCUACAGUUUUGCUUCAGUACUGCAGUUUACCUGACACGGCCCAGAAAGACAAUGUUCAUACAUUGCCACAUGGAGAAGUCAGAUUUGAACAUUCCAAAUAAAACAUUGUCCUCAAAACAUCCAUUGAAUAAUUCAAAUAAUUGUCGCUUAGGCUGAUUUUGUUUUCUCCAUCACUUACAGCCGCAGAUACUAACAUUUUAUAUUCAUCGAAUAUCUGCCAUGUUUUAAGAUGACGUGAUGUCAUCACUGCUCACGAUGCUCCCUGUGCACACUGAGUGCUAUUGCGCGUGUAAUUUUGGUCCGUAAUAAACCGGAUAGAGAUGUUCAAUGAAUCGGCGUAUGCAAACAUGAGUAGAUCACCUUUUAAACAAUGGUCAGACAUCUUUGAUGCAGUCUCCAGUUAUUAUUAUACCUCAGUGGUGACAGCAUGGGCAGUGCCAUUGAGGCUAUCUCCAUUGUAAAGUAGUCCAUUUUAUUCUUCACUAUUGGAUGAUUCCUCCUGAUGACCCAGUUGGACAUGACUACAACAGGAGGGAUUAGCCAAUGAAAUUGGAAGUCCCACCCAGUUUACUUCAUUAAAAUGUUGGAUGCCCUCAAUUGUUUUGUCUAUGCUAAGACAGCCUUUUGGCCACUAGAGGUAUCUAUCAUUCUCUAUGGUCCCUUCCUGUUUUGUUGUUUGCUCUGUUUACUACCGUUUGGUUCUUAAACUGAGUCAUUUAAAGCUACUGUAUCCAACAGAGCUGGGUCUUCUCCAGGGCUCACCUGCAGAACUGGUCACAGACUAUGAGAAGAAUGAAGACUUCCUGUGUAAAAUACACAGGGUUUUGCUGGAGGUGAAGGUGCUGGAGGGCUGUCUGCAGUGCCCAGAUUCUGGCCAAGAGGCAACUGGUCCAGAAGAGGCAACUGGAGAUACAUCAACUCCAGAACGGUUCGCCCACAGACCAAGGGGCCGUGGCUCUCGGUGGAUGUCACAGACACUGUGACAGACUGGCUGGCUCAUAGAGGUCUGGGUGAUGAGCUGCUUCAGCAGCAGUUGCGGAGGCCAGGGUCAGGGCUGGCUAAGGGCCAGGUAGAUUUUAGUACCAAGACCCCCCACCUCAUCCUCACCUUAAGGCCCAGCGACAGGGUCGACAACCCAGGCAAGAUGACCCGCAAGAAGAGGGCCACCGCAGACACCACCACCUGCUCCAGGUAGGGUAAGCACCUCAGAUCCAGAUAUCAAAAACUUAAUGUUAUCUACAACCAUACAAGAUACUUAGAGGUUUCUCUUUAUUUUGGUCUUUGAUAUACAUAAUUACUACACAUUUGUUCAUAACAAUAUUACAAUCAUCAAUAAUGUUGCAAUCAAUCUAUUGGAGGCUUAUAGUCCUGAA